CCCACCACCACCAUCCCUCGUGUGUCACCGCAUCAGCGCCGGCUGCGCCUCGCUCGGUCAUGUCGCUGCUCAAUCCGCUGGCGUCGGCAGCGCAGGCAAGCCACUCUCCGUCGCGCGCCGACGGCAUCCCGCGUGCGCUGGAGGACGAGCUGCGCGUCUGGGGCUGCCGCCUCAUCCAGGACGCCGGCACGCUGCUGCGCCUGCCGCAGGCCGUCAUGGCCAGUGCGCAGCUGCUCUUCCAGCGUUUCUGGUAUGUCUCGAGCUUCCGCGACUUCAGCACAAGGGAGAUCGUCCCUGGCGUGCUCUUCCUCGCCUCGAAGCUCGAGGAGUCGCCGGUGCGCAUCCGCGACCUGCUCAACGUCAUGAGCUAUCUGCUGGCACGCGCCUCGCAUGCCUCUUCCAUGUCGCCGUCAUCUCGCAGUCUCGAGCUGCCGCGUGCGCCUGGCAAGCCUGCGUCAUCGCGCUUCUCGCAUGCGCCGGUGGGCUACUUUGAUGCCUCCUUCUACGAGGCAAAGGACGCACUGGUUGUGGCGGAGAUGCAGGUGCUCAAGCGGCUCGGCUUCAACACCAGCCUCUCGCUGCCGUACGCCACGCUUGUCAACUAUCUGCAGAUGCUCGGCGCCACGGGCGGCGAGCGUUGGGACGGCUUUGCGCAGAGGUGUUGGGGCACGCUGAACGAUGCGCUGCAAACGCCAGUGUACUGUCUCUUCGCCCCGCACGUCCUGGCAGCUGCGAGCAUCUACUACAACCUGCUGCACGCGCCCGGCCCUGCGGAGAAGCGGCCAGCGCUGCCGCUGGACCCGCCGUGGUGGGCGCUGCUAGACGUGACCGAGGCAGAGCUGCGCUGCGUCUGCGCCCACAUCGCAUGGCUCUACCAUCCCAGCGGCGGCGGGCGCGUGCGCGACGAGCACG
Tilletiopsis washingtonensis is the source of this 912-nucleotide messenger RNA. RefSeq names its product cyclin-like protein. The transcript is spliced from 3 exons. The annotation marks the transcript as partial. Gene Ontology annotation, molecular function: cyclin-dependent protein serine/threonine kinase regulator activity. The record is from RefSeq and is a predicted model, not a curated record. NCBI's taxonomy places the organism in Eukaryota, Fungi, Basidiomycota, Exobasidiomycetes, Entylomatales. Gene Ontology annotation, biological process: regulation of transcription by RNA polymerase II. Gene Ontology annotation, cellular component: nucleus.